Rhipicephalus sanguineus (brown dog tick) is the source of this 906-nucleotide messenger RNA. RefSeq lists its product as uncharacterized. Gene Ontology annotation, molecular function: zinc ion binding; nucleic acid binding. NCBI's taxonomy places the organism in Eukaryota, Metazoa, Arthropoda, Arachnida, Ixodida, Ixodidae. The transcript has a single exon. The annotation marks the transcript as partial. The record is from RefSeq and is a predicted model, not a curated record.
GUGCCAACAUACAGCGGAUACGGGGAUUUGCUCAGCGCCCGAGACUACCUUGACUCUCUGUCACGUUAUCAGAGAGCAAUGGGCUUGGACGAUCAGGAGGUGCUCGGGCGCGUUGUCCCGGCUGCACUGACUGAUACGGCGGCGAGGUGGUAUCGGCUUGCCGGCUACCGAGCAGCAACCCUCGAGGAGUUCCGCGCGGCCUUUCUGCGCGAAUUCUUACCCGCUGACUACGAGAGUAGGAUGCGGCGAGAGCUCGAGCUCCGUACACAAGCUCCUGAUGAGUCGCUUCAGGAAUACGUACGCGCGAUGGAUGACCUUUUUUCUAUCGCUGAGCCCCGAGCCUCGAACGAGGAACGCGUCGAACGGGUGAUUCGGCAGGCACAUCCGACCUUUUCGGCGUACCUGCGCGGCGGUCGCUUCCGCGAUUUGGAGGAGCUGGCCGCCGAGGCAAAGCGCAUUCAAGGCGACCUUCUCGCCGCGCGCGCCUAUCGCCCGCCGCCGCCAGCCAGCGAUGCCCUUGAGCCGCGCUGCGCCUGGCGAGGGGCUGUGCCCCAACAAAAGUCACAUGGCGCUGCCUUUGCGGCUGCCGGUGGCUGUGCGUGGGAGUUGAGCGAUCGCGCUCUUGACCCCUAUACGCACGAAAGGCGGGCAGCCUGUGCUGCACCACCUGAAACCCACGCGAAGGGACGCCAUCCGACCCAACGCAAUGUGGGUGACGCUCGUCGUAACGUAUCCUGUGAUAACGUGGCGAGCCGAUCACAGCAGCUCGAGGCUGCUCCGUCUCGUGAAAGAGAUCGAGAUGGAGUGCGCUGUUUUCGCUGCCGUGAAAGAGGGCACGUAGCAAGGGAAUGCACCGGAUCUAGGCCUCCUGUGAGGCAGGGAAACGGAACUGCGGGUCGUUCGUGA